AUGGCUCCCAAGGCUCCCAAGGCUCCCAAGGGAAAAACCCCCGUACCCACUGCUGCCAGUAGUAGGCCGACCCGUGCAACGACGUUGGCACCGCCGCCCUCUGCCGUGGCUCCACCUGCCGCAUCUUCUCCGAAGAUUUCGAAGACUACACGCCGUAAAGAGAAGAGAAAGGCCGCGGAUCUUACAAUCGCUACUGAAGACAGACGUCGACCGCUUUUCAGCCAUCCGCGACUUGAAGACCAUGUUCGGACUCGUAUAUUGGAUCUUGAACAUAUUCAUAGGGGCCUCGAAGCUUUCAGUGCUUCCGAAGAGUUGAUGAAACAUCUGGGACCCGGUAUAGACAUUUUGCAGGCGUGCAUUAAUUCUCUCAGGUCUAUCACGCCCGAAGWAGGACCCGGCUUCGGUUCACCCGACGGCAACCCUGAUUCGUCUAUUGUUGGGUCGCCUGAUCGUACAGUGAAGAAGCGGAGGCGUAUCGUUAAAGAGCGACCCGCACCGGAAGCGAUUACGAAGGAAGCGGUUACGAAGGAGGCGGUUACGACGGAAGCGGAAGGUAGUGAAGCGGAAGGUAGUGAAGCGGAAGGUAGUGAAGCGGAAGGUAGUGAAGCGGAAGGUAGUGAAGCGGAAGGUAGUGAAGCGGAAGGUAGUGAAGUGGAAGUUAGUGAAGCGGAAGGUAGUGAAGCGGAAGGUGGUGAAGCGAGCAAGGUUGUCAAAAAGACAGCGGGCAAGAGGCUACGGACGCCAAGCUGA
Messenger RNA from Ramularia collo-cygni, 750 nucleotides. RefSeq lists its product as uncharacterized. The record is from RefSeq and is a predicted model, not a curated record. NCBI's taxonomy places the organism in Eukaryota, Fungi, Ascomycota, Dothideomycetes, Mycosphaerellales, Mycosphaerellaceae. The transcript has a single exon. Bases 1 to 750 code for a protein of 249 amino acids.